CUUUUCAACUUUGUGAAUUUUUUUUUUGGUUGUUUGUUUCAAAUAAAAUAAAUUUGAAUGAAAAAAUUUAAAAUUGCAAUCGUAGGUGGUGGUAUAAUCGGUGUGACCACUGGUAUUGCCAUUCAAAAACAUCUUGCCAAUCAUAUUGAAACGAUAACAAUUCUAUCGGAACAAUGGACACCAAAUACUACUGGUGAUGUUAGUGCUGGUCUAAUAUAUCCAUAUUUAGUUGCACCAGAUACAUCUGUCGAACAAAUGGAACGUAUACUGGUUGAAUCGAUUCGAUUUUUCAAUCAAUUAAUUCAAGAUCCACAAAGUAAUCAAUUUGGUGUAUCACGUUUAACAAUAUUUGAAUUGUUUAGCAAUAAAAAUGAAGCUUGCUUACCUAUAGCUAGCAAUGAAUUGCCGGUAAUUCGUACAUUGGAAUCGAAUGAAAUACAACGUUUAUUUCCAACCAUUGGACAACGAUAUCAAUAUGGAAAUCUUGUUGAAACUUUUAUUGCUGAACCAAGUUUAUUUUUACCAUAUUUGAUGGAUAAAUUUCGUGCACAGAAUGGAAAAAUGAUUACAACACGCGUUGAAAAUCUUUUAUCAUUGAAAACGGAAUAUGAUUUAAUCAUCAAUUGUACCGGUAUCAAUGCACGUAAACUUAAUGAUGUUAAUGAUAAUAAUCAGCUACGUUCAGCACGUGGACAAGUGAUGCGUGUAAAAGCACCAUGGAUUCGUCACGGGAUAUUGGCUGAUCAAUGGUAUAUACUACCACAGAAUGAUUGUAUUGUACUUGGUGGUACAAAAGAUUUAGACAAUUAUAGUCUUGAACCAGAUCCAAAUAUAGCCGAACAGAUAUGGAAAAAUUGUUGUAAUUUAAUGCCAACAUUAGCUGGUGCUAAAAAAAUUGGUGAUUAUGUUGGCCUACGGCCAUAUAGAAGUUCAUUACGUAUUGAAUUGGAUGAUAAUCAUGAUGAUCAUAUUAUUAUACAUAAUUAUGGCCAUGGUGGUUCUGGAGUAACAUUAUGCUGGGGUUCAGCCAUCGAAGUCAUCAAUAUAAUCAAGAAAAAAAUUUUAUUUUAAUUUGACUGAUCAUGAUACAACAAUGAUUGAUAUUUAUAAUAAUAAAAGCUAAAUAGAAAAAAAAAAUGACAAGAAUAACAAUCAACAAA
Dermatophagoides farinae (American house dust mite) is the source of this 1160-nucleotide messenger RNA. Its product is annotated as D-amino acid oxidase 2. The record is from RefSeq and is a predicted model, not a curated record. Gene Ontology annotation, cellular component: cytoplasm. Lineage: Eukaryota; Metazoa; Arthropoda; Arachnida; Sarcoptiformes; Pyroglyphidae. Gene Ontology annotation, molecular function: FAD binding; D-amino-acid oxidase activity. Gene Ontology annotation, biological process: D-amino acid catabolic process.